AUGUGGAAGUGCAACUUCAUAUAUGGAAACCCAUGUUCUAGAAGAAGAAAAGAACAAUGGAGAGCUAUCACAGCGAAUAAUGACAACAAGGAGGAGCCACAAUUAUUCAUAGGAGAUUUCAACGACAUUUUGAGCCAAGAGGAGAAAAUUGGUCUGCAUCCAAAGCCAAAAGCCAGACAUAAAGGGAGGAAGAUUCACAUGGUUCAGUGCCAAUUAGUUUUGGACAUAAAUCAAGUUCAAAGAACAGAGAAGAGUUUCAAAUUCGAGACCUUUUGGAUCGAUUAUGAUGAGUGCGAGAAUACAGUAAGAAAGGGAUGGGAUAAGGAAAACAUCCAAGGAUGCGUUUGGAAAGGAAUAACAAGUAGAAUGGAAAAUUGUAAAGAGGAGCUUAAAAAGUGGAGCAAGAGGACAUUUAAACGAGCAGACAAAGAAAUCCAAAAGCUAAAGAAGGAAUUAAAGAAGCUACAAGAUUCGAAAUUAACACAAGAGAAGCAGGAGAAAAUACAACGGAUAAAGAAGAAUAUAGCUGCUUUAUGGAAACAGGAAGAAAAAUUUUGGGAACAAAGAGCCAGGUUGAAGUGGUUGAAAUGGGGAGACAAUAACACAUCUUUGUUCCAUACCACAACCAUUCAAUGA
Messenger RNA from Arachis duranensis, 636 nucleotides. RefSeq lists its product as uncharacterized. The coding region runs from base 1 to 636 and encodes 211 amino acids. The record is from RefSeq and is a predicted model, not a curated record. Lineage: Eukaryota; Viridiplantae; Streptophyta; Magnoliopsida; Fabales; Fabaceae. The transcript has 2 exons.